AUGCUUUUCACUUUCCUUGCUAUGCUCUCUGGAGCAUUAGCUCAGUCUCAAACGGGAACGUCUCAACCUCCAACAGCCACUUUGACCAGCACGACCGACAAAGCUAUCUUCGUAGGACGAUCGCUCCCACAAUUCAACCAAGAUCUCUUUCUCGGCGUAAAAUAUGCCGAUCAGCCUCUUCGCUUUACUCCGGCCCAGUUGAAGACUGCAUAUGCUUCUGAUGACAGCAACUCCGGUGAAUACGAUUCUCCCGAGGGCCAAAGCACCGCGGUGUAUUACAAUGCCACGCAGUAUGGCUAUGAUUGUCCCGCGUAUGGAUCAGACACUACCAGUCUGGUCAAGCAGGGUCUCAUCGCCCUGAACGAAGAUUGUAUGAACCUGAAUAUCAUUCGCCCUCAGACAGAUGACCAGGAAUUGCUUCCGGUGAUGAUCUGGAUCUUUGGCGGCGGGUGGACACAGGGUGCUACUGCAGAUCCAAGGCACGCCGAGGGAAAUACCAACCUAGCCCUGCGUGAUCAACGCACUGCCCUGCGGUGGGUGAAGAAGAACAUCGAAGCAUUUGGCGGAGACCCAGAGAAAAUUACCAUCUGGGGCGAGUCUGCUGGUGCAUACAGCGUUGGAAUCCAUUUGGUGACCAAUAAUGGCGACAACGAGGGUCUUUUCAGAGCUGCGAUCAUGGACUCCGGUAAUGCAGUCGGUCCUCCAUACAACGGCACCGAGUGGCAUCAGCCAAUGUACGACCGAAUUGUCGAGAGAGCCGGCUGUACCGGGUCAAGUGAUACUCUCAAAUGUCUCCGUGAAUUACCCUACGAAGAAAUCUACAGCGCCGCCUACGAAGGCCUCGAGUGGUUUGCAACCAUCGACGGAUCAUUCGUGACCCAAUAUCCCCAAAUCAGCUACAAGAAAGGAAAGGUGGCCAAAGUGCCUAUUCUCCUAGGCACAAAUACAGACGAAGGCACCAGCUUCGGCACCACAAGAACGGACACAGACGAGGAUUGUAUUGAUGAAUUGACCAAAUCGAAGCGAUGGGUCCUCAAUCGUACCCAAGCUACUGCGCUUCUGCCACAUUAUCCUAACAUAUCCGCCAUCGGUUGUCCCUACGGCUGGGGCAAUGUCACCUGGCCUUCUCUGGGCUUGAUGUACAAGCGAUACUCGUCCAUGGCUGGAGACUUGACGAUGGUGGCACCGCGGCGAAUGCUGGCAGAGACCAUGUCUGGAUUCAAAGAGAAAGUAUACUCAUACAGAUGGGAUGUGGCCGCAUACAACACUUCGUCGACGAUUGGUGUGCAGCAUUUUGCGGAGAUUCCUUUUGUUUUCGCAAAUCCCGUUCAAAACGUCACUCCUCUGGGAAGUGAUCCGGCACGUUUGGAGUUGGGGCAGAUGGCAGCGCGGAUGUGGACGUCUUUCGUAGCAGAUUUGGAUCCCAAUGGACAUGGUGUGUCUGACAUCGCCAAAUGGCCGAAAUACGAACCUGGCACCGACGUCUCGAAUUUUGUUCUCCGCUUGCCCCGGGCUGAGAGCUAUACAGAGGCUGAUACCUACCGUGGUGCUGGAAUCAAGUAUAUCAAUACUAUUGUGCGGUGA
Molecule: messenger RNA, 1584 nt
Organism: Penicillium olsonii
Lineage: Eukaryota; Fungi; Ascomycota; Eurotiomycetes; Eurotiales; Aspergillaceae
Source: the annotation of a GenBank genome assembly